AUGUCCCAUCUCCCGGCCGACCUCAACUUCUCCACCAUGGUCGCCUUCCUGUCUCCCUCCGCUCUCCCUUCAUCCUCCAUCUCUUCCACGUUCCUUCGCCCGCUCCCUCUCCCUCAUCCUCGACUACCCCCCCUGCGUGCCCGCCACGCCCCCCGUCCAGCCACCCUCUGCACGCACCGCGAUGUCGUAAUAAUCGGCGCCGGCCUAGCCGGUCUCUCAAUUGCCCACGAGCUCUCCCUCCGUGGCGCCUCCGUCACAAUUCUCUCCUCUCCGCGCCCUCCCGCCGGCCUAGCUGCCGCCGGUAUGCUAGCCCCUCUUAGCGAAACGCUCCCAGCCCCUCUCGACGCCCUAGCCGCCAACUCCCGCUCCCUCUACCCCGCCUUCACCACCGCCCUCCACCAUCUCACCGGAAUUGACCCGUGCUACGUGUCCUCUUCCGACUUCCUUCUUCCGCGUCUGCAUGGCGAGCACCUCGCCGAUCCCUCCUCCCUGCACUGGCUGCGCCGUGAUCAUCUCGCCGCCGUUGAGCCCUUGCUGGGGCCGAACGUCGUCGCCGCGAAGCGCGUCCCCUCCGAAGCCCACGUCGACAACCGCCGCCUCAUGGCCGCCUUACGCGCCGCCUGCGACAAGCUCGGCGUCGUCAUCAGGGACCGCGCCCCGGCCCGCCGCCUCGUCGUGUCGUCAGAUGCGUCGCGCGUCGACGGCGUCCUGACCAGCGAGGGAGACGUUGUCAAAGGGGGGCACUUCGUCCUUGCCGCGGGUGCCUGGUCACGCGAAUUGUUGCCUCCGCUGCCCGUCAAACCCGUCAAGGGGCAGAUGCUCGCCCUUCGCGCCCCGGAUGCCCAUGCAGAGGUCCUCCGCCAUGUGCUACACGGGAAGAAGGCGUAUAUUGUGCCGAAGGAUGAUGGCCGCACGUUUUUUGUCGGUGCCACCGUCGAGGACGGCCAGUACGAUCUCAAAAACACCGCGGGGGGUAUGGCUAAGCUGCUUGGCGCUGCCGUUGAGUACGUGCCGGCCAUGGCAGAGUAUGAGUUUAAGGAAGUGUGGAGCGGCCUCAGACCUGCCACGCCGGACCUGAUGCCUGUGUUGGGCAUGUCAGAAUUUGGGAACAUGAGCAUUGCCACUGGCUACUAUCGCAACGGCAUCUUGCUCGCGCCUGUUACCGCUAAGAUCGCGGCUUCUGUCGCCCUUGGGGAAAUGAACAAGCUCCCGGCCGAGCUUUUGGAUUUGGUUCCCCAUUUCUCGUUAGGCCGCUUUUUGGGCAUUGACUCGCAUGCAACUGUCCAAGCGCCGUCACCAGUAUCCCCUGCGCCUGCAGAAGUGAAAAUUCAUGCAAAGAGUGCAGUACCUCCAUCGACAGCGGGUCCAACUAUAGCGGAACAAAAAACUCAAUCGAAUCCCGCUGAUAUUUUGGUGUGGCGAGUACUUCCCGAUGGAACGCAAGAGCCUGUCAUGCCGGCAAACCUAGAGCAAUUCCACGAAGAAAUCACUCCGCCAGGAGAGCGCUCCAAUUCGACUCCAACAAACCCCGCUGAAGUUUUGGUGUGGCGCAUACUUCCAGAUGGAACAAAAGAACCUGUAAUGCCUGCAAAUUUAGAGCAAUCUCAAGAAGAAUUAGCCGCGCAAGGAGAGCACUCAAAUUCGACGCCAACGACUCUUGGCGCAGCUAACGUGCCUCAGGCGAGCCAAUCGACCGUGUCAAGAACGCAGGCGCAGCCUAGACAAGAGACUUCCCCCACAGAGCACAUGACAGCUUCCAAUGACGCGUACGAUGACAUCUUGCAGUACAAAGAUGAUGCUAAAAGGAUAAUGAAUGAAGCACUCGCUGCCAACAGAGCUUUUGGACGAGAGAAAAGCUCUCUUGAAAAGGAUGGUGGUCCAGUCCUUUCACUCAGCGAGAGCGAAAUGAGGGCGUUCGACAAAGCUCUCGAGCGAGGAUUGCAAGACUAUAGAGAGGUAGAGAGCUGUUUUGAUGAGAAUCACCCAAGCGCUAUCGCGACAAGGGCAGAAGCCAUGUGGGAUUCUAAAGCACAAGGUAACAACAGAGAUGGAAAUAGUGGAAGUUCGUCGACCAGGCUACAUGUGCAAGGCAGCAACACGAGCGGCAAGGCAGGCAAGUCCGAUGGCUAUUAUUGA
Chondrus crispus (carragheen) is the source of this 2136-nucleotide messenger RNA. RefSeq lists its product as hypothetical. The coding region runs from base 1 to 2136 and encodes 711 amino acids. The transcript has a single exon. NCBI's taxonomy places the organism in Eukaryota, Rhodophyta, Florideophyceae, Gigartinales, Gigartinaceae. Gene Ontology annotation, cellular component: cytoplasm. Gene Ontology annotation, molecular function: flavin adenine dinucleotide binding; oxidoreductase activity. The record is from RefSeq and is a predicted model, not a curated record.